Messenger RNA from Tribolium madens (black flour beetle), 1969 nucleotides. Its product is annotated as adenosine kinase-like. The record is from RefSeq and is a predicted model, not a curated record. NCBI's taxonomy places the organism in Eukaryota, Metazoa, Arthropoda, Insecta, Coleoptera, Tenebrionidae. Gene Ontology annotation, cellular component: nucleus; cytosol. Gene Ontology annotation, biological process: purine ribonucleoside salvage. The coding region runs from base 912 to 1916 and encodes 334 amino acids. Gene Ontology annotation, molecular function: adenosine kinase activity. The transcript is spliced from 2 exons.
CAGAUUUGGAACAAGCUAUACCAACAUAGGUAGAAACGAUGGGCAAGUAUGAUGUUUGGGUCGUCGUUGCUUUGGGAGAUAACAGGUAGCAAAGAAAUAAAAAAUGUUAACUUAAAAUUAUCAAAUAAAAAAGCGUAAUUUUUUUAUAUUUUCUUCGGAAUAAUAUUAGAAAUCACCUCAUGUAACUGUUUUAAAAGCUGCAUUUUAUACAUUUACUUGGACAACUAUUAGAAGAUGUUUUCUCUCAGUAACCAGACAGUUUCGACAGUUUUACCCCUGGCCAGAUAAACAUAUAGGGUAGCUCCCAUGAUGAUACUUUGUCAAAAGUGAAUCAUAUUUAUUUUACUUAAAACUUAGAACUUAGCACUUAGAACUGUCAAAACUGUCUGGCCAAUGAGACAACAUCUUCCAAUAGUUACCUAAGUAACAUGUAUAAAAUUCAGCUUUUACACUGUAACGUAAGUACAGUUACAAUUUAUUAAAGUUUAAGGGUGUAUGACAAGGGGUUGCCACGAUAUUAAGUGUUUGACAAUAGAUUUCUAAUAUUAUUCCGAAGACAAUAUAAAAAAAAUUACGCUUUUUUAUUUGAUAAAUUUAAGUUGGUAUUUUUUACUUUUUUGCUACCUGUUAUCUCCCAAAGCCACGAUGACCCAAACUUCAUACUUGCCCAUCGUUCCUACCUGUAUUGGAAGUAUGCGCUGACAAAUUUUCAUCUUUUAAAAAUGUGGAAGGUCUGGCGACCACGGGCUCUUAGACUAUAUCGCGAACUGGCCAUGAAAAAUGAAUCGCUUUUUGAUGAUAACUUAAAAUCUUUUUUUACAAACAGUUUGAUAAUUACAUUAUUAUUUUCUAUUUUUCUACUAUUUCGUAAAGUGAUUGGCUAUAGUGUAUUGUUUUUUUAAACAAUUAAAAUGAAAAUUGUUGCAUUCGGUAACCCCUUGUUGGACACAAUUGUCCUAUUAAAAGACGACGCUCUUUUGAAAAAAUAUUUUUUGGAAAAAGACGGUCAAAAAGAAGUUAGCCAGAAGGAAAUGAAGGCAUUGAUAGAAGACAUUAAAGAAUAUGAGAAAACUUUCGUGGCUGGUGGUUGUGCACAAAACACACUCAAGGUGAUGCAAUGGCUUUUGGAUCAAAAAUGUUGUGCUACAAUAUUUGGGGCUAUUGGAAACGACAAUGAGGGAAAAACUUUGAAACAAAUUUUAGAAAAACACGGAGUGGACACGAAUUAUGUUACACAGCGUGGUUACAUUACAGGAUCAACUGUGGCUUUAGUUACAGGGGAAAGCAGAUCUCUAGUUGCUUAUUUAGGUGCUGCUGAAGUAAUGUCUCCUGAUGAUUUUUCAUCAAAUUCGCAAAUCAUUUCACAACUUCAAGACGCGACUUUGGUGUACAUGGAAGGGUUCUUUAUUACAAAAAGAAUCGAAGUUGCUUCCGCUAUCAUAGACUGUUGUAAUCAGCUCAACAAACAAUUUGUAUUUAACUUGUCAGGGCAAUAUUUAUGCACAGACUACACACAAACCGUUAUUGAUUUUGCCCAAAAGUCUGCAAUAAUUUUUGGUAAUAAGAGGGAAUUUCAAACAAUUUGUUUGUCUAUGAAUGAGACUUGUGUUGAAAAUUUCAUUAGAAAUUUGGGUAAACUGGGAAAAACUGUGGUAGUCACUGAUGGUGCCAAUUCUGUGAUAUGUGUUGGAGAUGGAGGUAAAACUUUUGUGGAAAUUGAAGUACCACCAAUAAAGAGUGAGGAAAUUGUUGAUACGACAGGUGCUGGGGAUGCGUUUGUGGCAGGUUUCUUAAGUGGAUAUCUCUGCAAAAAGCCACUUAAAACAUGUUGUGAAUUAGGAAAUUAUGCUGCAGAAGAAAUUAUUAAAAGAAGAGGGUGCACAAUCCCAGAAGACGCACCUACAUUUAAUUUUUAAGCAAUUAGUGUUGAUUGUACUUAAAUAAAAUGUAAUAAUUUAUAAAAAAAAAA